CCUAUUAAGCGGCCCCAAAGAUAAUACAGUUCCACGGCAAGGCACUCGGCUGAUGUUGGUAGAAAAUGGACACAUGAUUUCAGGUUGUCGGUUUUCAAAAGAUUUGUCAGCCGCUGCUGUCGAAACUAAUAUAAUGAUGGCCUUUGAUGGAAAAAUUCCGCAUGGUACAGAUAUAGAACUGUUAACAUCGGUACAUUCCACUCUGGUUGCGCCAACAUUAGCCCCUGGUCAGACAUUGGAUGGUGUUAUCCUCCACAGAUUAUACGCACAAAAGCCAGUGUAUGUACGACCUAGUGUUCAGCUGCUUAACAUGGGAAAUGCAACAAAGGAACCAGGCAGCAAUUCUAGUGAAGGAAUAGAUGAACCUUUGGAUGAUGAUGAUAUAAGCAUAUCUGAAACCAGUGAAAUUCAUUCUGUGCCUACUACUGAUAUUGUGCCUGCAACUGAUGGUGUGGCUGAAACUGAUGGUGUGGUUGCAACUGAUGGUGUGGCUGAAACUGAUGGUGUGGUUGCAACUGAUGGUGUGGCUGAAACUGGUUCACUGUCUGCAACUGGCUCCUCAACUCAAACUAGCACACUCCUUGAAACUGAUGAUCUUACUCUUUUGAACGAAGCAGGUGUUUUUUCCGCAUUGAUAGAUACUCCAUUCCUGUCUUUGCCAGCUGAGAACAGAGAAGUAAGAGCUGUUAUUGUGCACAGAACUACAAUACGUCAAGAUGUCAUAGCCAUUUUUAAUGAUGCAGAUGUGCUUAAUUGUUUGGUUUGCCCCACCGUGAUUGAUUACAGUGGCAGGGAAGAAAAAGGGAAAGGAAAAGGAGUAAUGCUGGAUGUUUUGACACAUUUUUGGCAUGAGGUAUACAACACCUACUGUUUCGGCUCCAGCGAUAAGAUUCCUAUGAUUAGGCACGACAUGCAAAAAAAUGAUUGGCAGUCUAUUGCUAGAGUUAUUGUCUACGGUUACAACCUGCUGAAAUACUUUCCUAUGAAAAUAUCACCGGCACUGCUAUGUACAUGCUUAUUCGGAGAGGACAAUUUAAGUAGAGAGUUGUUGCUGAAUUCCUUUCGUGACUACGUGACUCUUGAAGAUCGCCGAGUUUUUGAUAAUUGCAUGAACGAAAAUUGUGACCUCGAAGACGAAGACAUUCUUGACUUUCUCUCAAUGUUCAAGUGUUUUAAACUUCCGACGAAAGAUAACAUCAAGGAGAUUAUGUUCGAGUUGGCUCACCAAGAACUUCUUCAAAAGCCACGGUACAUAAUUCACUGCUGGUCUCCAGUUUUAAGAAUGCUCCAAUACGAUGACAUUUUUAAAACACAAGAAGACAUUCUUCAACUUUAUACCAGUAGGCAACCUACGGCCAAAAAAUUAAUAAAAUUGAUUAACGCCGAAACCGGAAAUGAAAUAGAGCGCCUUACAAUAGAUCAUUUGAAAAGGUACAUUCGGUCGUUAGAAGGUAAAGCUAUCGAGAGAUUUCUCCAUUUCAUCACUGGAAGCGACUGUAUUACUUGCACAUCGAUAGAAGUAACUUUUUCAAAUCUAAGUGGACUCCAAAGACGACCUAUUGCUCAUACAUGUGGACCUUGUUUAGAAAUUCCUACCACAUAUGAGAGCUAUGGUGAUCUUGCAUCUGAGUUCAAUAACUUAUUGAAGGAAGGACAAUCUUGGUCAUUUGACAUUGUAUAAAAUUACGUUAACAGUUCGUUUUUACAUCUUGAACAAUGCUUAUAACUACGUUUGAUUGAAAUUUUAUUAAAAUCGUUCGACUUAUAAUUUGUACACUAUUGAUAUGUACGGACGAUCAGAGAUAUAUCUACGAUCCAACUGUACAAAUUAUGAUGAAGUCGUUUAAAGGAA
Messenger RNA from Xenia sp. Carnegie-2017, 1852 nucleotides. RefSeq lists its product as uncharacterized. The coding region runs from base 53 to 1681 and encodes 542 amino acids. Lineage: Eukaryota; Metazoa; Cnidaria; Anthozoa; Malacalcyonacea; Xeniidae. The record is from RefSeq and is a predicted model, not a curated record. Gene Ontology annotation, molecular function: ubiquitin-protein transferase activity. The transcript is spliced from 4 exons.